AUGUCAGCUGAGCAGACUGCCCGCGAGCGACUGGGCGGCUUCAUCGAUGAUUUGGAGAUCGUAUGGAACAUCCAAUUUGCCGACCUCUCCUUUGGUGAACAGAUCGCCGUUGGUGCCUACGGUAGUAUCCACAGGGGCAAGUACCUGGGUCUGCAGGUGGCCAUCAAGACCGUGUUCCCCGUGGCCAACGACGAAGACGCCGAAAUGAACUUCCUCUACCUCCAGAGGGAGAUCAACAUUCUCAAGGGAGUGCGACACCCGGGCAUCGUGCAGUUCAUUGGCAUCUCGCACGAUCACACCAACGAUCUUAUUCACAUCGUCACCGAGUAUGUGAAAGCCGGUGAUCUGCGUCAGCGUCUCAAGAACCGCAGCAUUCGGUUGACGUGGCGGGACAAGGCGCAGCUGGCCUUUGAGCUCGCCUGCGCCAUGGCCUACCUCCACUCCAAGAACAUCAUUCACCGCGAUCUCAAGGCCAAGAACUGCCUGGUAAGCGACCGGGGAGAGGUCAAGCUUUGCGAUUUUGGUUUCGCGCGUAUCGCUGAACGAACCCCGCGGCCCAUGACUCUCUGCGGAACGGAGGAUUGGAUGGCGCCCGAGAUCAUCGUGGGCGAGCCGUACUCGUUCGCCGCGGACGUGUUCUCCUACGGCAUCGUGCUCAUCGAAAUCAUCACCCGCAAGAAGAUCACCGAAGAAAUACAGCGAAAACCCGAGGAAGCGUUCGGGCUGGACGUGCAGGGCUUCCUGUCGAUCAUCCCCACUGACACCCCACCCGAGUUCAAGGACGCCGUCAUCGAGUGCUGCAUGUACGAUCCGCUGGGCAGACCCACCUUCGAGUCCCUGGUGGAGCAUUGGGACGUCACCAUCCAGGCGUGGGACAAGGAGAGGGAGGAGAAGGAAGCCCUCCUCUCGCCCAAGUCGCCGCGCGAAUCUCUGGGCUCUUCGCCGUCGCGUGGAGCCUUGGAUCGCUUCAGGCAGCAGGCUAUCAACCUUCGCAAGGAAGUCCUGGAAAACGGUACGAUCAGGCAGAGGCAGGGCAUGCACAUCGAGGUGGAGAACCGGAAGCGGAACCCGACCAUCCUCAAGCCCGUCGCCACCAAGGAGAAGAAGUCCAUGCUUGUCCGCCCCUCCACCCAAAACAGGGCGACGACGGCGAAGAAGGUGAUGGGCCAGCAGUUGGUCGACGCCUUCGCCGAGAAUCUGCAGCGCAUCCGGCAGCAGCGCUCUUCCGUUAGGGGACGCGAAGACAACAGGCUGGUGCCCAAGGAGAAAACCGUGACGCCCGAGCCAACCAACAAAACCGGCUGGAAGAAGGCCGAGCUGCCGGUCCCGCCCAAGAAGUCCGCAAGCUGA
Molecule: messenger RNA, 1350 nt
Organism: Acanthamoeba castellanii str. Neff
Lineage: Eukaryota; Discosea; Longamoebia; Acanthamoebidae
Product: serine/threonine kinase
Exons: 15
Coding region: 1-1350 (449 amino acids)
Biological process (GO): protein phosphorylation
Molecular function (GO): protein kinase activity; ATP binding
Source: RefSeq, a predicted model, not a curated record